This is a messenger RNA of Triplophysa dalaica, 934 nucleotides long. RefSeq names its product aquaporin 8b (gene aqp8b). Gene Ontology annotation, cellular component: plasma membrane. The coding region runs from base 134 to 901 and encodes 255 amino acids. Lineage: Eukaryota; Metazoa; Chordata; Actinopteri; Cypriniformes; Nemacheilidae. Gene Ontology annotation, molecular function: water channel activity. The transcript has 6 exons. The record is from RefSeq and is a predicted model, not a curated record. Gene Ontology annotation, biological process: transmembrane transport.
AAACUACAUGGGUUUGUUUACUCGGACAUGUGAUAACUCGGGUCACCGGGCAAUGUAGAGCUGUCACUCACAUUUAAAUGUAUAGAAGACGUCCUCCAAGAUACAUCCAUUGGACCUGUAGCCGUCAGAAAGAAUGGUUGAUGCCAAGUUUGAACUUCAGGACAUGGAGAAAUCUUUGAUGAAACAAUCAGCGGUGAGAGAGCUGAACCUCUAUGAGCGGAUCUUUCAGCCCUGUGUAGCCGAGCUGGUGGGCACAACCUUCUUUGUGUUCAUAGGAUGCUUGUCUGUCAUUGAAGACGUGGAGGCUGUGGGCAGACUUCAGCCUGCGUUGGUUCAUGGCCUUGGCCUGACGGUAUUGAUUGCAUGCAUGGCAGAGAUCAGUGGGUCGCAUUUCAAUCCAGCAUUCACUAUCGCUGUGUUCCUCUGUGGCGGGAUAAAGGUGAAGAUGGUCGUACCGUAUCUGGUCUCUCAGAUCACAGGGGGUUUGCUGGGCGCAGCCAUGGCCAAAGGCAUGACCUCAACAGAAAACUAUGCCAGAGCUCAAGGUGCUGCAUUCACAGUCCUCCAAUCAGAAAAUCAGAUUAUGAAGGCAUUAUUCGGUGAAAUCGCUAUGACGUGUUUAAUUACCAUAGUGGUGUUACUGGGAGCAGUGAAUGGCAAGAGUAAAAGUCCGUUGGUGCCGUUUCUGGUGGGAUGUACACUCAUUGUUAAUGUGCUAGCAGGGGGUGAUGUGUCUGGUACUUGUCUGAAUCCUGCAAGAGCUUUGGGACCAGCAGUGAUGACAAACUACUGGACUCUACACUGGGUUUACUGGGUUGGACCCAUUACUGGUGCACUUAUUGCUGCUGCAUUAGUCAGACUUUUGCUUGGAGACAAUAAUAUGCGUGUCCUGAUGAAGUGACAUGUAUUUAAACACACCGUCCCCCAUUUUUCA